Molecule: messenger RNA, 999 nt
Organism: Larimichthys crocea (large yellow croaker)
Lineage: Eukaryota; Metazoa; Chordata; Actinopteri; Sciaenidae
Gene: glo1
Product: glyoxalase 1
Exons: 6
Coding region: 102-644 (180 amino acids)
Molecular function (GO): metal ion binding; lactoylglutathione lyase activity
Source: RefSeq, a predicted model, not a curated record
GUACCGGAAGUCUUCCUGUCCGGAUUCCCUCGGCGGAGUCACUCUCCCGUCAUCCGACCAGCCGAGCCGCCGUGCUGCUGUUUUACCGUCUGUUUGCAAAAAUGAGCGACAAAGGUCUGUCAGACGAAGCAGCGGCAGCAGCUUGUAAAGAUGGAGACGCAAUAACUAAGGAUUUCAUGAUGCAGCAGACUAUGCUGCGGGUUAAAGAUCCAGUUAAAUCCUUGGAUUUCUACACCAGGAUCCUCGGCAUGACGCUCCUGCAAAAGUUUGACUUCCCCUCCAUGCGUUUCUCUCUCUUCUUCUUGGGCUACGAGGACAAGAAAGAGAUUCCUGCAGAUGUGAAAGAACAGACUGCCUGGACCUUUUCUAGAAGAGCCACCAUUGAGCUGACACAUAACUGGGGCUCAGAGUCUGAUGAGAGCCAGUCUUAUCACAACGGAAACUCAGAUCCACGUGGCUUUGGACACAUUGGAAUCGCAGUUCCUGACGUCUAUGCAGCCUGCAAACUGUUUGAAGAGCAAGGAGUCACAUUUGUCAAGAAGCCGGAUGAUGGUAAAAUGAAAGGUUUGGCCUUCAUUCAGGAUCCUGAUGGUUACUGGAUUGAGAUCCUGAGUCCUAACAAUAUGGUGUCCAUUACCUCCUAAAACAAAAACACGCCACCUGCUGCAGUCCUUACGGGCCAGACUCUGUGGUCGCUUCACUGGAAGAGCAGAAGUUCGAGAUUAAGCAAAAAAUUUAGAAACAUGCGCCGGAAAGCUGAGGGGGGGGAAAUGAGCAGCAUCACUUGCACAAUGACAAUCAGUGUGCCCUGCUACAGGCUGGACUAAUAUUGGACAGUUGAUAAAGAAAUAGAUCAGAUACCUGAGUUUAUUGCUACAGCUCACAACUUGCUUUGUACAGCUUUUGAGUUUGUCUACCAUCUUCAGUUUGUGUCUUCAAAAAGUGAUGCUGAAAUAAAGAGGUGUUACUGUGUAAUAAAUGUGAAAGCCACUGUUGAGA